CCCAGCCUGCCGGCCACUGCCCACCUCGAACGUAGGGUGCGCCGUGACGUCAGCGCGCUUCCGGGGGCGGGCCCUACUUGCCGCCCGGAUGUGACGUCGGUGCGCUUCCGGCGGCGGCAGGCGGCGCGGGACUGGGUGGUCGCCUCGGGGUCUGGCUUGGUUUCCCCUCUGGAAGGCGCACCGCGAUGCUGGUGACGGGGAGCCGCAGCCAUGAGUGAGUUUCGGAUUCACCACGACGUCAACGAGCUGCUCAGCCUGCUGCGUGUGCACGGGGGCGACGGGGCUGAGGUCUACAUCGACCUGCUGCAGAAGAACCGGACGCCCUACGUCUCCACCACCGUCUCCGCCCACAGCGCCAAGGUUAAAAUUGCUGAGUUUUCCCGCACUCCAGAAGACUUUCUAAAGAAAUACGAUGAACUGAAAUCCAAAAACACGAGGAACCUUGACCCCCUGGUGUACCUGUUGUCAAAGCUUACAGAAGACAGAGAGACCCUGCAGUAUCUGCAUCAGAAUGCGAAGGACAGAGGCGAGCUCGCGGCCAGCGCUGCCGCCAGCAGUGCUGCCGGCUUCAGCGUCUCCGCCACGGCCUCCAAGAUGUCCAUGCAGGAGCUGGAAGAGCUCAGAAAGCAGCUGGGCAGCGUGACCACGGGCUCCACGCUGCAGCAGUCUUUAGAACUCACAAGAAAGAUGCUUCGAGACAAGCAGAACAAGAAGAAUUUGGGCCAGCCCUUGCCUGUCUUUCCAGCGUGGGUGUAUGAGAGGCCAGCACUGGCCGGCGACUUUCUGAUUGCCUCUGGGCUGAGCACUGACGUGGCUUUGCCUAUAGGUGCGCUGCCCUUGGCUUCCCAGGAGUCCGCUGUGGUGGAGGACUUGCUGUACGUGCUGGUGGGUGUGGAUGGCAAGUAUAUCACUGCCCAGCCCCUGGCCGGGAGGCAGAGCCGCACCUUCCUCGUGGACCCCAACCUGGACCUGUCCAUCCGGGAGCUGGUAAACAGAAUUCUCCCCGUGGCUGCCAGCUAUUCCACCGUGACCAGGUUCAUUGAGGAGAAGUCGUCCUUCGAGUACGGGCAGGUGAACCACGCCCUGGCGGCCGCCAUGCGCACCCUCGUGAAGGAGUACCUGAUCCUGGUCACACAGCUGGAGCAGCUGCACAGGCAGGGUCUCCUGUCCCUGCAGAAGCUCUGGUUCUACGUGCAGCCGGCCAUGCGCACCGUGGACAUCCUGGCCUCCCUCGCCACCUCUGUGGAUAAGGGUGAGUGCCUCGGGGGAGCAACGUUGAGCCUGCUCCACGACAGGAGCUUCAACUACACAGGCGACAGCCAGGCUCAGGAGCUGUGCCUGUACCUGACCAAGGCGGCCAGCGCACCCUACUUUGAGGUUCUGGAGAGGUGGAUCUAUCGGGGGAUCAUCCAUGACCCCUACAGCGAGUUCAUGGUUGAGGAGCAUGAGCUGCGCAAGGAGAAGAUCCAGGAGGACUACAACGACAGGUACUGGGACCAGCGGUACACCAUCGUGCCGCAGCAGAUCCCGUCCUUCCUGCAGAAGAUGGCCGACAAGAUCCUGAGCACAGGAAAGUACCUGAAUGUGGUCCGAGAGUGUGGCCACGACGUCACCUGCCCGGUGGCGAAGGAGAUCAUCUACACGCUGAAGGAGCGGGCGUACGUGGAGCAGAUCGAGAAGGCCUUCAACUACGCCAGCAGGGUGCUGCUGGACUUCCUGAUGGACGAGCAGGAGCUGCUGGCGCACUUGAGGUCCAUCAAGCGCUACUUCCUGAUGGACCAGGGGGACUUCUUCGUGCACUUCAUGGACCUCACCGAGGAGGAGCUCAGGAAGCCGGUGGAGGACAUCGUGCCCACGCGGCUGGAGGCGCUGCUGGAGCUGGCCCUGCGCAUGAGCACCGCCAACACCGACCCCUUCAAAGACGACCUCAAGAUUGACCUGAUGCCUCACGACCUCGUCACCCAGCUGCUGCGGGUCCUGGCCAUCGAGACCAGGCAGGAGAAGGCGAUGGCCCAGGCGGACCCCACAGAGCUCACGCUCAGCGGCCUGGAGGCCUUCUCCUUCGACUACAUCGUCAAGUGGCCCCUGUCGCUCAUCAUCAGCAGGAAGGCCCUCACGCGCUACCAAAUGCUCUUCCGGCACAUGUUCUACUGCAAGCACGUGGAGCGGCAGCUCUGCAACGUCUGGAUCAGCAACAAGACUGCCAAGCAGCACACGCUGACCUCGGCCAAGUGGUUUGCCAGCGCCUUCACCCUGCGGCAGCGCAUGCUGAACUUUGUGCAGAACAUCCAGUACUACAUGAUGUUCGAGGUCAUGGAGCCCACCUGGCACGUCCUGGAGCGGAACCUCAAGUCUGCCUGCAACAUCGACGACGUCCUGGGCCACCACACGAGCUUCCUGGACAACUGCCUGAAGGACUGCAUGCUGACCAACCCCGAGCUGCUGAAGGUCUUCUCCAAGCUCAUGUCCGUGUGCGUCAUGUUCACCAACUGCAUGCAGAAGUUCGCACAGAGCAUGAAACUGGACGGCGAGCUGGGCCGGCUGACGCUGGAGCACGGCACCAUGCUGGGGCCACCCACGGAGGCGGAGCGGGCCGAGGAGCGCACCAAGAAGGAGUCCGCCAGGAAGCACCUGACCGAGCACAUGGAUACCUCUCAGCUGGCUUUUGGCUUCGAGGCCACCAUCAGCAACUUCGACAAGAACUUCUCUGCCCAUCUGCUUGACCUUCUGGCCCGGCUGAGUGUCUACAGCACCAGUGACUGUGAGCACGGCAUGGCCAGCGUCAUCUCCAGGCUGGACUUCAACGGCUUCUACGCGGAGCGCCUGGAGCGCCUGUCUGCAGAGAGGAGCCAGAGGGCCGCCCCCCAUGUGCCUGGCCCCCGGGGACCCCCGGCAGCAGUGCCCAGGGUGGCGGUCACUGCACAGUGAGCCCUGGCCGCAGGCUGGAAGGCUGUGGUGCUGCGUGCCGCUGGCUGCCGUGGAGGCGUCCGAGUUGCUGUCAGUGUUUGCUGCUCUCCUGGGUUUCCCGGGCGUUGGGCCUCACAUACAGGCCGAGCAGAAACACCUGGUUCUGAGCCGUCCUUGAUUCCUGCGACACUGGGCUCAGCCGCUAGGGGGCAGCCUUGUCCCUGUGAUGAGGGCAGCUUCCUGGCCUCCCGUAGGUGGAUUGCUCACCCCCUGGCUCCCCCCACCCCACACUUCUGCCCUGUCUGUUCCCCAAUUCUGGCGUGGACGGCACAGCCAGCCCUGGCCACGCUGCCCCUGCCUACUGAAUUUCACGUGUGCCUCUUUGAAAACCCAGCCCUGAACACCCACCCGGGGGGGUUCCUUAGGCAGGGAGCUGGGCUGGGAGGUCAGGAGGAAGUGGAUCUGAACCCAAGGCGGUGGGGCUGGGUGGCUUGCCCUGUGCCGUGUAUAGGCUGAUCUGGAGUAAACAUGUUGCCACA
This is a messenger RNA of Oryctolagus cuniculus (rabbit), 3446 nucleotides long. It is a transcript of the gene TUBGCP2, whose product is annotated as tubulin gamma complex component 2. Gene Ontology annotation, molecular function: microtubule minus-end binding; gamma-tubulin binding. Gene Ontology annotation, cellular component: gamma-tubulin complex; spindle pole; microtubule organizing center. NCBI's taxonomy places the organism in Eukaryota, Metazoa, Chordata, Mammalia, Lagomorpha, Leporidae. Gene Ontology annotation, biological process: meiotic cell cycle; cytoplasmic microtubule organization; mitotic cell cycle. The record is from RefSeq and is a predicted model, not a curated record.